Messenger RNA from Cordyceps fumosorosea ARSEF 2679, 1872 nucleotides. RefSeq names its product putative protein family, YAP/Alf4/glomulin. The record is from RefSeq and is a predicted model, not a curated record. The coding region runs from base 1 to 1872 and encodes 623 amino acids. The transcript has 2 exons. NCBI's taxonomy places the organism in Eukaryota, Fungi, Ascomycota, Sordariomycetes, Hypocreales, Cordycipitaceae. Gene Ontology annotation, cellular component: cytoplasm. Gene Ontology annotation, biological process: cellular response to oxidative stress.
AUGGCGACAGCCACCACUGACGAUGCCGUCAAUCGCUUGCGUGACAGCAAGCCGCCAGCCACCGACGCCGCGACCUACCUCACCAUCAUCGAAAUGUCGCUGACACCACAACUGCUACCGGAGCUGCGGGACAUUCUUGACGACGUGGAGCUGACGAGCGAGAUUGGCUGGGAUCUCGUCGAGAUGCUGAUUGCCGUACCCGGCAGCGAGCCAUGUCUUGAGAGGGUCGCGCAUCUGGGCAACCCGCGCGAAGUCAUUCUCAAAGUUCUCGAGGUCAUGGAAAAGAUCACCGUUGGUUCCGAAGAAGACGAACAAGGAGAAUUUGAUGGAAAGGACAGUCAAGGAAAUAGCCGAAAAGACCAGGUGCCUCCCACGCAGCAGUUCGUCACCCUCUGCGGCAUGCUCGCCGUCCUGCACGACCGUCUGCGCGUCAAGGCGCCCUCGCGCUUCCUGCACACCACCCUCGACACCGUGUACCGGAGCUACGACGCCGCCAGCCCCGACGCCACCGCCGCCGUCAUCGCCCUCGUCCGCUCGCUGUCCGGCCAGAAGCGCCCGCCGCUGCCCACCCGCAAGUCGAGCACCGUCAUCUCGCGGACCUCCUCAUUUCAGCCCGGCGACGCCAGCCGCAGCGCGCCAGACCCGGAAGGCGGCCAAGUGGCGGCGGGGUCCGGAGGCCAAGACGCCGGGGAGCCGGCGCUCGUGCAACGUCUGUUGCAGGUCUUCGUCACCUGCGUCCUCGAGGCCUUUGUCAACGCCAACGCGCUCGAGUGGUCCACGCGCCUGCUCGAGUUCACCUACCCGGAGCGCAUCGUCCUGGGGCGCAUGACCCAGAUGCAGGCCUUCAAGGACGUCGACGAGCUGCAGGCCAGGGACAGCCUGAUUGGCCAAUUAGUGGCGCUGGCCAGCGAUGUUGGCCUGUCGAAGCUCUCCUCUGAUGCCAUCAAGGAAGCCUUCACCACCUCGCACCUAUGCACCGACCCUCUGUCCGGCGAGCUCGACAGCGAGAACCCCGAGGCCAUGGGGCUGGCCACCGGCGGCCUGGCCACCCUCGUCGCCUACUGGAUGUUUGCCACGGAUCUCUUCGACGCGCAGCACUCCAUCCCCGACUUGCACAUCUUCCCGCACCACCACGCCGUGCUGGGGCGCUUCCUCGACGGCAGCAGCCCGCAGGAGCAGAUCGCCUCCAACCCUGGGGUCCUCGAGGCGAUCCUCGUCCUCGGCAUCUGGCUGCACACGCAGUCGCGCCUCCUCGCGCCCGCCGCCGCCCCCGACCAGCGGGACUACAUGGCCUACCACCACCUGCUCACCCUGGUCGCCGUCUUCCACGCCAACCCGCGCGUGCGCCAGUCGGCCAUCACCCUCGCCGGCCACGCGCUGCACGCCUUCCCCGAGGACGCGCGCCUCGGCAUCCUCGAGGACGUCCUCGAGAGCUGCAUGUUCUCCUCGCUACAGUCCUGCGCCGUCUCCUGGACCAAGGACGAGAUCCUCGCCGCCCGCAAGACCCCGGACAGCCGCAGCAAGUUCGCGACGGCCGAGGGCCUCGAGCGCCUCCAGUACGCCCUCUUCCCGGACCUCACCUACCUCGAGGAGCAGGACACCGCCGCGCUGCUCGAGUUCUGGGCCCAGGCCUGGCCCUUCCAGCUGCAGGUCGCCAACUUUCUCGUCUUCGCGCUGGGGGAUGCCCAGCGCGACAUGGCGCCCGCGGGCAUGGCCGCGGCGGUCGAGCACAGGUACGUGGAGCCCCUGCUGCACAUGGCGGGCGUGCUGCGCGCGGCGCCGGCGGAGGAGUUGGAUGAGGCGACGGACGGUCGGGCGCUGAGAACGUUGACGAUCCUGACGGAUACACUAGCGAGGGUCAAGUUGCGGUAG